ACAAAGAGCGACAUUGUGCAUUGGGCGCAUUUGAUUAUUUACGUUGAUUUGUAAAAUAAAAUUGCAUUUAAGGAGCACAAAUAUGAAGAUUGCCAUUGAAGGAUGCGCCCACGGCGAACUGGAGCGCAUUUAUGAUACAAUUGAAGGUAUCGAAAAAGAGCGCAAUAUCAAAAUCGACUUGCUUCUCUGUUGCGGCGACUUUCAGUCAACCCGUAAUGUUACGGAUUUACAAACGAUGGCUGUUCCACGUAAAUACAUGGACAUGUGUACGUUUUACAAAUAUUACAGUGGAGAGCGUUUGGCGCCAAUUCUCACAAUCUUCAUUGGCGGAAAUCACGAGGCAUCAAACUAUUUACAGGAAUUACCUUACGGCGGUUGGGUUGCUCCAAAUAUCUAUUACCUGGGAUAUGCGGGCGUUGUGAAUGUGAAUGGCAUUCGUAUUGCUGGAAUUAGUGGCAUCUACAAGGGACAUGACUUUUUGCGCGGUCAUCAUGAGUUUCCGCCGUAUACGGAGCAAACGUGUCGCAGCGUCUACCAUGUGCGUCAAUUAGAAGUGUUUCGUUUGCAGCAGCUCUCGGGCAAAGUGGACAUUUUCAUGUCACACGAUUGGCCCAGGGGCAUCCAAGAGUAUGGCAAUAAAGCGCAAUUGCUACGCUUUAAGCCACACUUUGCCGAGGACAUUGGCAGCGGACAACUUGGGAGUCGUCCGCUAGAGGAGCUCCUAAAAGUGGUGCAGCCCACAUAUUGGUUUGCAGCGCAUUUACACUGCAAAUUCGCAGCGCUGGUACAACACAAGAAAAACGCUAGGAGAAAUGAAUAUGCGGAUGAGGAUUCCGCUUCCUCCGAUAGUGAACUGGAGGAGCAUGAUAACGGAGACAGCUUGGAGACGCAUACCCCAGCGGUUACCAAGUUUUUGGCACUAGAUAAAUGUCUGCCCAAGCGACGUUUCCUACAAGUGCUGGACAUGCCAACGAGGGAAGAGGAAACGACUCAAUUAAAGCUGGAAUAUGACCUGGAAUGGCUAACAAUAUUGUACACAACGAAUCAUCUGAUAUCGGUCAAGGAUUACAAUUACUAUUUGCCAGGAAAAAAGGCGGGAUCCAUGGAGGAGCGCUGUAAUUUUACACCAACCACAGAAGAAUUAUCGCAUAUAAGCAACAAAUUCAGUAAUCUUGAGGUGCCGUUGAACUUUUGCCGCACUGCGUCCACAUUUGAUCCCGUUGAGCAACAGAAUUUUAAGCACUUGUAUGUGGAACAACCAAAAGCACAACUGAAUCCACAGUGCACGGAAUUUUGUGCACUAUUAGGCAUUGAUGAUCCACUAUGCUUGGCCAUGCUGGCUAAUGGCAAGCAACUACCUCAGACUUUCAGCUUUAAGCAGAGUCCAGCAAAGAUCAAUACUCCAAAUACCACCGUGGUUGAGUCCACAGAACCCGUAGCCGUAUUGGCCACAUCCAAAAGAAAAUUAAAUUUAAUGCUCCCAGCUCUGAAAGUGUCUGAACUGGAAAAAAACGUAAUUGAGCUGCCAGUUGAGCAGGAGGCAGAUGAAAAACCAUCAAUUGUCCCAGUUACACAGGACGCCAAGGAGGAGAUUGCUCCUAUUUGUGUCAGUCCAAAUCUGAAAAAGCUCAAGAGGAGAAAUCAAAGCAUUUAUCAAUCUGAAGAUAAUGGCGAGAUUAUCUGAGAUCUCCUAAAAAGAUGCCGAACAAUAUUACUCAGGCCCGGUUUUUCAAAGCAACGGCCGUGUCGAUUGAGCCAUAUCCGACUGUCUGUCCGUCUGUUUGAACGCUUCGAUCUCAGAAACCAUAAGAGCUAGAGACUUUAAACUUGGUAUGGUUCCUGGAUCAAGUUUGUUUUUACUUUUGGAUCGGACCACUGUAUCUUACUUAUCUUGAUUUCUUAGUUUUCGCAAUUCCUUAAAAAAAUGCUCGGAAUUCGUAUAAAGUACCACAAUCUAAAGAUUAACUACAAAUUGAUAAUAAUAAAUUGUACAGUAUCUCUCACUUUUUAUCUGUAUACUUGAGUCGAAAAAUUAUUACAAAACAAAAGGCAAUUUUAUUAAAUUUAAAAAUAACACAGAAAACGCUUGA
Molecule: messenger RNA, 2090 nt
Organism: Drosophila innubila
Lineage: Eukaryota; Metazoa; Arthropoda; Insecta; Diptera; Drosophilidae
Gene: ldbr
Product: lariat debranching enzyme
Exons: 2
Coding region: 83-1684 (533 amino acids)
Biological process (GO): mRNA splicing, via spliceosome
Cellular component (GO): nucleus
Molecular function (GO): RNA lariat debranching enzyme activity
Source: RefSeq, a predicted model, not a curated record